This is a messenger RNA of Sipha flava (yellow sugarcane aphid), 1491 nucleotides long. Its product is annotated as zinc finger protein 701-like. Gene Ontology annotation, molecular function: RNA polymerase II cis-regulatory region sequence-specific DNA binding; DNA-binding transcription activator activity, RNA polymerase II-specific. Gene Ontology annotation, biological process: regulation of transcription by RNA polymerase II. Gene Ontology annotation, cellular component: nucleus. The record is from RefSeq and is a predicted model, not a curated record. The transcript has 5 exons. The coding region runs from base 287 to 1423 and encodes 378 amino acids. Lineage: Eukaryota; Metazoa; Arthropoda; Insecta; Hemiptera; Aphididae.
UUUAUUCUUUUUUUCUUAGAAUGUAGUAUUUGUGUUUUUUGUGUAUGUGGACAAAAAUGUGAGCGCUCCUGAUUAAAGUACAAAAGAUUACUUUUACAUUCUAAUUACCUACAUUUUAAAACAUAAUUAAUUAUUUAUUGUAACAUUGCGUCUUCUAUAUAGUUAAAUAUUUUAUAUUAAAAUAAAUUUCGAUAUUCGAUUCUGUGUACCUGCGAUUUUUUUCCUCUAUAGGUAAUUAUAGAUUGGUGUUAUAACAAUUGUACAUAAGCAUAUCUACAUCGUAUUUAUGGUAAUGGACGAGUCGCACACCAAUUCUAAUAGUAAUAAAAAAAUUAUGAACACAACCAUGCCUACUGUUUCAUCAUUGUCAAAAUCAGUAAAACGAGCAUUAGAGUCUGGAACUACAAUAAUUCCUAUUUAUUCAAAUUCCAAACAAGUCAAGUUAGAAAACGGAAAUUAUGGACGUAUGGGCAAAGGUGCAAUAAAUAACUUUCCAAUUAAACUGCCUGCCACUCUGUUAGCUGAGUGUACUGUAGAAAUUUCAAAUUUACCUAAAAAUAAUUUUUUACAACAUAAUGAAAAGAGCUUAACUAUUACAAAGAGUAACUUAAAGAACUGUCAAAACAAAAUUGCAGUUGAGAAACAGCUGAAAGCUACAGAAAAAGAAGUAACAGAAAUAGAUAUUCGUGAUAUGAUGACAAGUGUUGAAGCCGUUUACUCUGAUGAUGAAGAUACUCCAAAACCUAUAGAACCUGAUUUGGAAAUUCAACAAUCAGAAAAUCUUUUUCCAUUUUCAUGUGAAUAUUGUCCAAAUAAAUUUAGUAACCGUGGUGCUCUCUGGCAACAUACUGUUGCCUCUCAUUCUAUUGAAAAAACAUGCGAAUGUAAUUUGUGUGGACGUAAAUUUUACCGUAAUUGCAGUCUUGCAUUACAUAUGAAAAGCCAUUCAGAUGAAUAUAACUGUGCAUGUUCUAUUUGUGGCCGUGAAUUCAAUCGAUUUACAUUAUUACAACGACAUGCAAAGCUUCAUUCGGAGGUAGCACAAUACAAGUGCACAGCGUGUAAUAAGUCAUUUGAAGAUCUUAACACAUUACAGUUACAUGCCGUUGAACAUAAAGACAAAUUGGCAUGUGAACGGUGUGAUGCUGUAUUUACUACUAAGGAAUCAUUGGACAUACACUCAGAAGCAAUGCAUGGUGAACAACGAGAAGAUGUCAUACAAGACAGAAUGCAUGGUGGUGAAAAAUCAUAUGCAUGCCGUUUUUGUGGUAAAACUUAUGGGGCCAAAGCUAUUGUUAAGAAACAUGAGCUCAUUCACACUGGUGAACGAUUAAAAUGUGACGAGUGUGGUAUUGAGUUUACACAGAAAUCAUCACUAAUGCGUCAUACUAAACGUAUUCAUCCUACUGCCAACACACCAUAGAUAAAUAAAAUAAGUGCCUUAAAAUUCCAAUAUAUAUAAAAAUUAGAUUUUAUAAAUGGUAAUAUAUA